This is a messenger RNA of Stylonychia lemnae, 780 nucleotides long. The record is from the annotation of a GenBank genome assembly. Lineage: Eukaryota; Ciliophora; Spirotrichea; Sporadotrichida; Oxytrichidae.
AUGGGUUCUGAAGAGUACAAAGUUGAUGAGAAAGAACUUUUUAGUGAAGAAAAACUUGCUUAAGCCAGAUUAUCUAUCCAAGAAAAGCUAAGAAUGAUAUCACAAGAACAAUAAUAGAAAAAAGAAGAUGGAGACAUCCCAGAAUUUGAACAUAACCCAGCAAACUUUGAAUUUACUAAAAUAAAUAGAACUGUAAAAGAUGUCUCAAGCAAAAAAACCUACUUUUAUAAGAAUACUCUGAAUUUUAAUAAAGAGACUGGCCAGGGUAUAUUGGUAUUUUAGAUGAACAAAGACAUAUACUAGACUGCUAAUAUGGUUGAUAAUCUUGUGGCAGCAUUUACAUUAUACUCUGGAUUCAAGUUAGGCUCUCAAAUAUAUUUUCUAAGCACCCUUGGACUAUAAGGAUUCUCCUUUUUUUAUUCAGGAUUGUGGGCAGUUUUGUUUUUCGGCCAAAUUAAUUAUCUGACAACAAGUUACCUAAGACAAGCGUUCUUAAUAUCUGAGAUUGAGCUUCUACCGAAUCUUGAGGAAGUUAAAAUAAGAACAAUUCUUAAUGAUAAAGUGAAUAUCUUUCGGUCUAAUAAAAUUUAGUCUGAGAUUACAGCAAAGAUAAGUGAGGUAAAGUAUUCUGAGAAAGACAAGCCUAAUAGCCCCAUUUUGAGAGUUUUAGUAGGAGACACGAGAUACUACUGCCAUAAAAAUGCUUCUAAAAUUUAAGACUUUGAGCUUCUCAAAGCUAUUCUUACACCUAAUGUGAGCAGAAUUGAUUACUUUAAAUGA